AUGAGGCACCUUAUUGUCUUUCUGCUCUUGUGUCCCAUUAUCAGAGCUGCUGUAAUCAACUUAAACCAGCUCAACUUAACACAAAUACUACAAGAGCACGACUUAGGAGAAGUCGACUUAAAUGAGCUCGACUUACCACAAAUCUUGAAGCAGAUCAACUCACCGUCAGGCGGUGCUGGCGAGGCAAAAGAAGGUUCUGCUAUCGACAGGAUAAACAUAGUCGGUGGAACCAGAGGCAUGAAAUACGUCUGUGAUGUUUGGUGCCCAAAGGUGAAGAAACUAGUGAAGAGUGGUGAGCAGGAUGUGGAUUACUGGGUUACCCUCAAAGGAACGAAGAAAACGUACAAUAGAGACAACUUUGAAGAUGUUUGCAGCACUUGUUGAAAGCAUGAAUUUCAAGCUUCUGUUCGAUGAUUGUUAAACUCCAUCUGAUAAGUGCUUUGAGUUUAAUCUGGUUGUUUAAAAUCAAGGGACAAGCUGAUCAACAUUUUUACGGGGAAUGCUGAACAGCUUGUGCAAUAGUUUGUUGACUUCUUUUUUGUAUGCGUUUCCUUUUUAUAAUUGUAUUUUAUUUCAAAUUCAU
Messenger RNA from Cylicocyclus nassatus, 583 nucleotides. The record is from the annotation of a GenBank genome assembly. NCBI's taxonomy places the organism in Eukaryota, Metazoa, Nematoda, Chromadorea, Rhabditida, Strongylidae.